Molecule: messenger RNA, 2465 nt
Organism: Pseudo-nitzschia multistriata
Lineage: Eukaryota; Bacillariophyta; Bacillariophyceae; Bacillariales; Bacillariaceae
Source: the annotation of a GenBank genome assembly
UGUGUUGAUCCGUGAUUUGGAAAGACAGCGGAGAGGGAUGCUCUUCUUCUCGGCUGCAACAACUGACGAAACAUUCGCCGGAUCAACCGGAAUCCACAUCCGUUGCGAUUGGUGAGAAACAUAACAAUCCAGCUCCAUACACCUUCGAAUAACAUCGACAUCAUCGAAAAGCUGCGAGAGAACAAGAGCGAGCCCAAAAAGGCGGGAAGAGAAACUGGGAACCGAAACUCGCUGGAACAUCGCCAACAAUCCGCACGCUCCAAACCAUAUCGUAGUAAAGCAGUUCCUCGGCGCUGUCGUUCCCGUGAUUAGUUCGUGGAAGCAUGUCGACCCCUCUCAACUUCAAGGGCGAGCUAUCCUCGAAUGGCGGUGGAUCCUACGGGACGCAUUCGGGAAGCACGGGCAACAACACAACGCGACAGAGGCGGAACCCGGCGGACUACGGUCCCUUUAGCAGCCCGCACGCCAGCUUUGACGACCCGGCUUCCUUUCCGCCAUACGCAGAACUCCCAUUUACGUCUCUAAAACGGAGGCGGCAGCUGCAGGAAAACAAUUCGUUUGCGCGGUGGGUGAUGAAGGGUGUCCUUUUGUCUCCCUGCGCCGUUUUGGUGCUUUGGGGCGUAGCAGCCGUCCUGUUUGCGGGCACGCACCACAAGGCGGGACACGAUAGCAACGGCAGCAGCGGCCAUAGAAAUGGCAGCGCUCGGCAGCACUCCCGGAGUGGCAGGCGGAUGCUGCCAAACCUAUUUGGAAACGGGCAGCCUUCCCAGCAGUUGUACAUGGCAGGGAAUCCUCCGCUUCAGGACCAACAGGGAAACCUCAUUUACAACGUGAACGGGAACGCGAUGAUGAUGGCGCCCCCGCAGCUCCAGCAACAAGUCGUCCAGGGAAUCUCCCCGGUAUCGGGUGGUUAUCCACAACAGCAGCAGUUCCAACAGCCCCAGAUAGUUUCUAUGCAACAGCAGGGCAACGCCCUACCGGUGGUUCCUCCGCUCGGGAACGGGAUGAACGCCAAUGGCGUUCCGGCGAACAGCCUUGCGCAGGGACAAACAAGUAUGGUGCAGCAGCAGCAGCAGUUUCUGGGAAUGCAGCAACUUUCGGGCGCGGCGCAGCCCCAGCAAGUCUUGAUGGCCACCGACCAAGGCCUGGCGGCACCCGUACAAACGUCAAGCCUCGUUCAACAGCAGCAGCAGGGUUUGGGUCCGCCCGGUGCCGUGGCGCUGCAGCAGGCGAUGGCAAGCACGGGUGACAUUCCACAAGGUAUGGAUCAAAACAUGAACAUUGUCCAGGCUGCCGCUCCUGCCAUGCAGCAACAGCAGACUUCGAAUCAAUCCGGCAACCAGAACGUCAUCCAGACACCUAGUGCGAUGCAGUUGGCCUCUGGUUCGUCGAACGCAGCAAGCGAUCAAUUGCAGGCCUCCCCAUCGAAACAAGCGGUUUACUUUUAUGAUCCAAAGGACACGGCGAUGUCACAGACCGGUGAGAUGAUCCAAAUGCCGACUAUAGUUUACGACACAAACGGCAGGGCUAUCCCAGUUUCGGAACUCCAGCACCAGGCUCCAAUCUAUGUUCAGCCACCUGCCAGAGGAGCCUCUUUGACCGAUGCUACCAGCAGCGAUGCAGCCGGAAGCGGUGGGAUCGGCGGUCAAACCGAACUGGUGUCGCCGUCCACACGCGGAGCUUCUCUGGUGUCUCCAUCCUCCCGGGAGGCCUCUAUCUCGAUGCCGAAAUCCUGGGGGGCCUCGACCUCCCAGGACCAGACCAUUAUCGUUGCUACCGUGGCGGUCAUGGCCCUGCUGGUUGGGGCACUCAGUGCUCGUCGGUUGCGUUCCAAGAGUUUCUUGUCGGCGUGCAUCGAAAACGAGGCGCUCGAAGACGACGUUGCGUACGACGAUGCCUAUACAACCACCGCAGCGGCGUCGGGAGCCAUGGGGAACGAUUCGUCCUAUAACACGUUUGGGGGCUGGAAGGGGGACUUGGAAAAAUUCGAUGUGUAGCGUCUCGGAGCUGCGACCCGACCGGACCGGAUGGAUCGGAACGGAUCCGGUUGCGUUGUGUAUUAGUACUAUUUAUUGCUAGGCUAUGAUAUUCUUCUGUACUAGAUUGGGAAUGUGCCGCUCCGAUUUCUCUGGUCGGUUUGUUGGGAAAGGGUUGGUAUUGUGUUGGAACGGAUCUCUCGAGGAAGGUGCGACCGUAGCGGGCUGCGGUUCGCGAACACAAAGCAACACGCGACGGGUGCCGGUCGGAACGGAACACGAUAUAGAUAUGCUCCGACCGCUGCCUCCACAAACGAACCAGCGCGGUGUCGGUUUGCGGUGGCCGGGAACCCGUUGGGUGCAACUCUUUACGCUAGAACAAUUUUAAUUUUGUAACGAAUUCGUUUCACUAUGACCGCCGAACGAAGGGGUUGUCUGCAGUGCUGCGGAGCAGCGUGGUGUUUUUGUGCCUGAAUCGAUGUUAGAUCU